AUGAAUUCUGAUUCGAGCUCUGUCUCCAGCAGAGCUUCAUCGCCGGACAUGGAUGAGAUGUAUCUGAGGGAACACCACCACCGCCACCACCACCACCAGGAGAGCCGUCUCAACUCGGUCUCCUCCACGCAGGGCGACAUGGUGCAGAAGAUGCCCGGGGAAAGCCUCUCGCGGGCCGGCGCCAAGGCCACCGGCGAGAGCAGCAAGUACAAAAUCAAGAAGCAGCUGUCGGAGCAGGACCUACAGCAGUUGAGGCUGAAGAUCAACGGUCGGGAGCGCAAGCGGAUGCACGACCUAAACCUCGCCAUGGACGGGCUUCGAGAGGUCAUGCCCUACGCGCACGGGCCCUCGGUGCGCAAGCUCUCCAAGAUCGCCACUCUCCUGCUGGCCAGAAACUACAUCCUCAUGCUCACCAGCUCCCUGGAGGAGAUGAAGAGGUUGGUUGGCGAGAUCUACGGGGGCCACCACUCUGCCUUCCACUGCGGGACCGUGGGCCACUCGGCCGGCCACCCCGCGCACGCCGCCAACGCGGUGCACCCCGUGCACCCCAUCCUGGGCGGCGCGCUCUCGUCCGGCAACGGCUCGUCGCCGCUGUCCGCCGCCUCGCUGCCGGCCAUCGGCACUAUUCGACCUCCCCACUCGCUGCUCAAGGCGCCCUCCACGCCGCCCGCGCUGCAGCUGGGCAGCGGCUUCCAGCACUGGGCCGGGCUGCCCUGCCCCUGCACCAUCUGCCAGAUGCCGCCGCCGCCGCACCUUUCCGCUCUCUCCACCGCCAACAUGGCUCGGCUGUCGGCCGAGUCCAAGGACUUGCUCAAGUGA
Messenger RNA from Puma concolor (puma), 819 nucleotides. It is a transcript of the gene OLIG3, whose product is annotated as oligodendrocyte transcription factor 3. Gene Ontology annotation, biological process: axon development; sensory organ development; positive regulation of transcription by RNA polymerase II. Gene Ontology annotation, molecular function: DNA-binding transcription factor activity, RNA polymerase II-specific; E-box binding; protein dimerization activity. The record is from RefSeq and is a predicted model, not a curated record. Gene Ontology annotation, cellular component: nucleus. Lineage: Eukaryota; Metazoa; Chordata; Mammalia; Carnivora; Felidae.